Molecule: messenger RNA, 717 nt
Organism: Calidris pugnax (ruff)
Lineage: Eukaryota; Metazoa; Chordata; Aves; Charadriiformes; Scolopacidae
Product: glutamate receptor ionotropic, NMDA 3B-like
Exons: 2
Source: RefSeq, a predicted model, not a curated record
AUGGAGCGGCAGAGCUCGCUGGAGACGCUGGUGGACGUGCUGGUGAGCGUCCUGCAGGCCAACGACUGGCAGGAGACCAACCUGGUGCUCUGCCACCCCUGGGACGUCUCCGGCUUCCUCGGCCUCUGGGCCCGACGCUCCCGGCUCUUCCUCCGCACCGUCCUGGACCUCGGCUACCUGGACGAGCCUGGGGCCACCAGCUACCUCCGGCAGCACGGGGAGCACUUCAGGGCCCUCUCCAGCCCCGUGCUGGUGCUUGGCUGCGACCUGCGGCGCGCUCGGCUCAUCUUCCAGGUGGCCGAGGAGUCGGGGCUGCUGCCGCAGGAGUUCCAUUGGAUGCUGGGCUCCCCGCUCAGUGCUGGAGAGCUGCAGACCGAGGGGCUGCCCCUGGGGCUACUGGCCUACGGGGAGGUCAGCCGGCCACCACUGGAGCUCUUCAUCCAGGACGCGGUGGAGCUGGUGUCCCGGGCCAUCGGCAGCGCCGCCCGCGUCCGCCCCGACCUGGCUCUGCUGCAGACGAUGGUGAACUGCAACGACAGGCACCGGGCGGGCAGUGAGUCCUCGGGGCUCUUCCUCUCCCGGUUCAUGGCCAACACGUCCUUCCACGGCCGGACAGGGACCGUGCGGGUGGAGAACGCGACGCUGGUGCGGCCGGAGCAGCAGUUCCACGUCUGGAGCCUGCGGCGGGACUCGCGGGGGGACCCCACCUGGGUGACG